This is a messenger RNA of Girardinichthys multiradiatus, 10217 nucleotides long. RefSeq names its product zinc finger, FYVE domain containing 26 (gene zfyve26). Gene Ontology annotation, biological process: regulation of cytokinesis; double-strand break repair via homologous recombination; mitotic cytokinesis. Gene Ontology annotation, molecular function: phosphatidylinositol-3-phosphate binding; metal ion binding. The record is from RefSeq and is a predicted model, not a curated record. Bases 154 to 7953 code for a protein of 2599 amino acids. Gene Ontology annotation, cellular component: midbody; lysosomal membrane; centrosome. The transcript has 43 exons. NCBI's taxonomy places the organism in Eukaryota, Metazoa, Chordata, Actinopteri, Cyprinodontiformes, Goodeidae.
GUCCGUUGAACAGCUAGCAUAGCUGCGUAAGAAAAGCUGUAUUUCGUAGACGAUAAAACAGGAGUGUCCUCCCAGAAAUGAGUGACAAAAUCUCAAGGGUGUGACUGUUCAGCUGUGAUCUCUGAGCAGAGGCCCGCCUUAGCCGAAGCCACCAUGCAUCCCUUUGGCCGUGAAGCUGAGGCCUCUCUCCAAGACCUCUUUGAGUUCUUCAAGAGGUGCCUGCAGCACGGAGAGUGGCAGCUGGGGAGCGCCUGUGUUCCACAGCUGGCUAACUCACCAGGAGGACAUUCAGAAAAGCUGCGAGAGAUAAUCAAAGCUAUUAUCUGUCAUCCUUACAGUUUAAAAUGGGGUUCUGUUGGCAGUCCACACAAACUGGCUUGGUUUUGGCUGCAGGUCUUGGAGAAAUGGACUCAAGAUCAGAUUUCUCCUCACAUCAAACGCGAGCUGGAAUUUCUGCUCCUCCUGGAGGAACUGGGGUCACAGGGCAUUCCAGAGACUGAUCUUAAGGAAUUACAUCAGGCUUUCUUAGCAUCCCAGUCUCAGGAAAGGACAUCCCUUGCCACUGUUGAGUCGUGCCUUCAGACCCUACUGGAGAAGAAGAAACCAAGGCUUGCUCAGACUUUAGCACAUUUCUUACAGGAUCCGUCGAGCACUGAAGGCCAUACUCUGCAGCACAAAUUCAUCCAACACUUGAUGAGGAAGCUUGGAAAGCCUGAAGGAAGACCAGAGAAGGUGGAGCAGUGGGUGGAAGAAAUUUAUUCUGUCCUGGCUCUCAUGCCGUGGAGCUCUCAUAAAAGCGCACCCCAGCUAGAGGCGCUGUGCGAGGCGCUGUGGUCAGCCAGAGGCGGUCCUCUGAAAGAGGAGAGGAUUCUCAGCUGCUUGCUUCGACCUCGGUGUGACACUCUUAUUACGGUGUACUGCUCCACCGCUUUGAGGCUGCAGAGAGACCACCUGCUGAGAAAUGCACCUGAAACGCAAGUGGACCUACCUGAAGCUGAGAAGCUUGCCCUCAGUUUGUGUUGCCACAGUGAUCGUCCUUCUGCUUGGAGGACCAUCUUUUUUGAGUGCCUCAGCAGUGGGAAGCAUUUCCUUGAACAAGUUCUGGUUACUGGACUUGACCUGAUAAAACACGAGGAGUUUAGUAGGCUGAAAGAUCUACUGCAACUGGAGUUUAGGCCCCUGUCUCGUCUGCUGCUGCUGCUGGGAUGGACUCAGUGUCGCAGCCUCAGUUCUGCUCAAACGCUUGUUAACAUCCUUCACAAUGAACAGAGUUCAGCCAAUGACUCUAUUCUUCAGGGCUUUUGUAAUCUUUUGUCCUCCCAACUUGGAAUUAUUGAGUGGUGCAAAAACAACAAUCCAGGGAUAUCCAUGGAGGCCCUGCAAGCACAGCUACAGACUCUGGACAGUCACUCAGCUCUUUAUAUCCUGCAUUCCUUGACUCCUUUGGCUGAAUAUGAAGAACGCAGGAUAUUGGAUCUACUACAACAACUACCAAAUUCACCUGAAACAGAAAAUGUAGUUGGUCAAAGUGGCAGUGUGCAGAGGAACAUUGUUUUGUUCCAGGGGUUCUGUGCCAUGAAGUAUGCAAUUUACGCUCUCUGUGUUAACUUUCAUAAAUACUCAAAUUGUGCCGAGGGUAAGUCCAUGUUGCAUCACCAACCCACAGAAGCUGAAUUGGACACAAACAAAACCUCAGCUUCCUCAGAAGGUUGCCAUUACAUGUUCCAGCACUAUUUAUCAGAGUGUCAGCUGUACCUGGAGACCGUACCUGCCAUGUUCCGCCUGGAGCUCCUGGAGAACAUCUUCUCCCUUCUCUUUCUGUCCACCUCUGACUUUGUCCAACACAUACAAAAAGACCCAAACUCGGACCCAAACACAGGACACGAUACGCACCCAGAAUGCUUGUCGAUUCCAGCAGAUAAAAACGUGGAAGCAGGGAAGUCCAGUUCGGAUGAGACUGAACACAGAAGCCAGGAAAACCUGAAGCCUCGCUCAUGUUCAGCAGCAGCUUAUGUUGGGCACCUGGACCUAAGCCACUUCCUUCAUGGCUGCAGAGGGUUUCUGGUGGAUGUUACUGCAAUGGAGGGGAUUUUAAAGCUGCUGAAAGAAGGGUUGGAGGGCAUGUGUGUGGUGGGUGAGCAGGAGGGACAGGAGACGGGAAGAGCGCUGCCUCGAGAGGCCGAGGCGGUGGCAAGUCUUGGCUGCUCUGUGACAGCUGAGACAUUUGGAGCCCGUUUGCAGAGGUUAUCUAAACGCACUGCAGAGGCUCAGUGGAGGCUGCAAAUCAUCACCAGCAACCAGACCACGGCAGACGGUUCGGAAAGUCCAAUGCAGAUGUCAGCAUAUAGCUCUACUGUUGCUUCUCUGGGAUGCAGCAAACGGUCAAGUUUGAGGAAAAGAAAGAAACCAGCAAGACAUGCUGCCGAGAGACAAACCUCCGUAGAGAAGCAAAAUGGAGAAGUUAGCACAAGUGCAUCAGAUGGUGGUGGAGGGCCAGUGGCACGUUGUGUGGAGCUGGAGCUUUGUCCAUGUGGAGGUCCUCACAGCUGGUUGGUCCCUGCCAUGUUGUCUCCUCCAGAAUCUCUGCUGAUGUCCUGCAUCCGCCGGGGAAACUUCAUGCAGGCGCAUCAGGUGUCUUUAGUUUUUGACCUGGAGGGGGCUGCCUGUUUCGGAGAGCUGGCCUUCAUGGAGCGCUACAAAGAAGUUCUGGUGGAGUUAGGACAGGUGGAGCUGAAAAUGGAAUGUCAGUCUAUGUCUUCCUCGUCAUCUUCCUCUGAGGGCUUGGGGUUAGCAGCUGUUCCAGGUGCAGGGAGGAGUCGGGUAGGCAGCAGUGGCCGGUCAACGCUGCAGGCCAUUGGUAGUGCCGCCGCAGCAGGAGUUGCUUUUUAUUCCAUCUCGGACAUCGCAGACAGUCUCCUCAGCAUCCCUGCUCAUCCACUGUCCUCCCUGGAGGAAGGUUACUGGAUGAGCUGCUCCCCUUCUGAUUCUUCCAGCCUUUUGAACACACUACUCGAGGAGCUCAGCCCAGCAGCAAUGGCUGCGUUCGACCUCGCUUGUUGCCACUGUCAGCUCUGGAAGACAUCUCGACAGCUGCUAGACACUGCAGAGCGCAGGCUCACCAGCAGCCUUGAAAUUCGAGGAAUAAGAAUUGACUGUAAAGUGCCUCAUUCUGAGGGGAUCCGUGGAUUUCCCAUGGUCUUACAGCAGAUCAACAAGAUCCUGAAUCAUUCAGCCACUCUUAAGGCCUCUGUGAAAACAGAUGCUGUCGGGGAUGAACAACCGUUUUCCUUUCCAUUCGGCUGCUGCAUCCAGGAAGUGCUUCUUUCUUGCCACCCAACACUGAGUGAAGAGAGCAUUGCGGCCAGGCUCAAUCUGACCCAACGUCUGGAGAACCCGCUGCAGAUUUUGAGUAGCGCUACAGACGACACAGAGGGCAGCGUGGGCAGCGGCGUUCUGACUCUCCUGGUUGAACAGGCCAAUCUAAAGCAGGCGGAGCUGGACGCUCACCCUGUGCGCUCCAGCAUGAAGCAGCUGCUUCGCUCUCUGGACCAACUCUGCCCCUUUGAGCCAGAUGGAGACCUUGCCAGACCAGAUUAUGUGCGCAGUUUCCUUGACUACGUCAACACACUAGCCUCUGUGUUGGUGCGAAGCCUCUCUUCGGAAGACCACAGCAGUCAAGUGAAGCUUGGGAAUCCACUCCUGGUGUUGCUUCAAACCCCGUUUCAACUUGUCUCCCACCUGCUGUUUGACAAACAGGUCUCUCCUGACAGAGUUCUGUCAGUGCUGCAGCAGGAGGGUCUACGGCUGAGCGUCCAGCAGGUCAUUGUCCAGAGAUGCUGUGAGGUUCUGCCUGUGUGGAGCUCAUGUCCAGGUGAUGAAAGAGAUUCCAUUCGGGGCAAGAAAGCUGAUGGAGCCUUCAGUGUCGACAAUUUGUUUCUCCUGCUUCAAACACACGCUCAGGGUUAUCAGACGGCACUAGGAAUUAUUGAACCUCUGUCUGAUGUCAGCUCUGAGUCCGAGGCCUCUGCAGAUGACCCAUCCUCUUCACCCAUUCAGCUCUCCACUUCUCCACCAUCUCAUUCAUCUACCUCGUCAUCUUCUUCCACCUCAUCUUCCUCAAACAGCUUUCUUCUCACCGCAUCAGCCCUGUCUUUCCUAAGGUCUCGCUCCCCUCUUCUGGCCUUGCUGGCAUGUUUAAGUGUCUGUAAAGGAGAAACUACCCGCAUAAAAUCCUCUGGAAUAUCUGGAUAUUUUCGCAGCGGGCGUAAGGAGGCUUUCCUUGAUUGUGAGCAGAUAUCUCAGGAGGCUGAUGGCCUCCUUAGGGAAUUCCCUAUUCUGAGUGCUUACCUUCACACUAUGGUGGAACCUGUGCUGGGGACCACAUUAGGCGAAGGGGAGGAAAGCUCUGUUGGGUUUGGGGGAGCCAUCUGUGGGAAACCACUUGCAAGUCUUGUGCUUUCUGGGCCUCAAGAAGAGGUGACUCAGGCUCUGGCUGCUGAGGCCUUUAAAAAUGCUCUUGAGUCCAAAGACCUGGCCCGAGCCCUCAGGCUGCUGGAGCUGUAUGGGCAGAAAGGCAGCCAGGAGAGGGAGCUAAGAGACCACCUACUUGUCUGUGCUGCUUUAGAAGAAGAAACUGAAGGCGUUGGUCAGCUGUUCCGGGUGCAGGACGCUAACCUGCGAGCCCGUGUUGCCCUCCAGGCCUUGGAGCGGUGGCCUCUGUCUGCCUGUCUGGAGCUGAUUGACUUCUGCCUACAUGACCCCGACACAAAAAACUCACUGCAAACCGAGCUUGUGCUCAAGCAGAAGGAAUUGGGCAUCUACCGCUGGAUGAUGAAUUUGCAGCCGUCCUUGCCCUGGAAAACUUGGCAGGAAUUGAGAACGGAAUCCAAGACAAACCCUGAGUCAAUGCUGUCUAUGAUCCUGGAGGCAAAAGAAUUUUCUCUUUGUAAACAGUGGGUAGAGCUUUAUCCUGUCUCUGACCAGCUGAAGUUGCAGCUGCAGACUGAACAUUUGCUCCAUCUGCUGGAAACGGAACAGACUGAUGAGGCUUUUCAGCUACUUGAAAGCAUCUCAGAUGUUGCGGUGGGCCUUGAUGUUUGCGAGCACGCUCUGGAUCGACGCCCUGGAUUGGCAGCUUGCCACUUUCUGGCUGACUACCUCACCCUUCAUUUCCAGAGACAGGUGUCUCCAGCCCGUCGUCGCCACAUCCACGCACUUCAUUUGGGCUCUAAGGUGCUGCUGACUCUCCCACCGGCCUCCAGGCAGGACUAUUUCCCUCUGCUUUCAGAACCCAUGCUAAUGCUCGAGCAGCUGCUGAUGAAUCUGAAGGUGGAGUGGGCAGAGGUGGCGGUGCAAACACUGCAGAGUCUAUUGGUUGGUCAGGAGACUGGCUUUAGUGCAGAGGACAUAGAUAAACUUCUGGCAGACUACGCCUGCAAGGCCCUGGACUUCUCAUGUGCCCCCAAAGAGAGGUCUCGUUCAGACUCAGUCAUCAGCCUUCAGGAUGUGCUGAUACAGUGCCCUGCUCAAGAGCUCAGCUCUCAAUCGUUCAGCCAAAUCGAAUCUCCAGCUUCUUCCACAAACAGCACCCCUACACACACCCUGUCUGGAAACAGCUCAGAGAGGAAAAAGGAUCGAGGAUCAGCAGAGCGAAGUCAGCGCUUAUCUGCCAAGUUCCAGCCUCCAGAUCAGCCCCCGGCCCAGAAGGACUGGGUCCCUGACACCCAGCAUGACAUGUGCAUGGUCUGCCGGCGGGAGAGGUUCACUAUGUUUAACAGACGACAUCACUGUCGUAGAUGUGGCCGCCUAGUAUGCAGCACUUGUUCAGAGCGGAAGAUGCUGGUUGAUGGGUGUCCAGGAGAGGAAGUCAGAGUCUGUGAUGAUUGUUACGUUUACUUUCACCCAGAUUCUGAUGAUGAGUCUGAGUCUGCUGAAAUUAUUGGAAGCCCUGUCGUCUCUCAAGACGCUCUGGAUGGGAUGUUGCAUCUGCCCGAAGUCGUCCAUCGACAGUUCCGUCUGAGCACAAACCCUGCUGAGAACCAACUGCUGCGGAACGAGUUCUAUUACGAACAGGCUCCCAGUGCACACCUCUGCGUGGCCAUUUUGUCUCUGCACAGCGACCAAGCUGUCUGCGGUCACCAACUCAUCGACCACUGCCGCUCUCUGUCCCGUAAACUGACCAACCCGGAGGUGGACGCCUGCCUCCUCACUGGCAUCAUGCGCCAGCUACUUUUCAGCGCCAAGCUAAUGUUUGUUAAAGUCGGUCAAAGCCAGGAUCUCCCUUUAUGUGACAGUUACAUCAGCAAAGUAGACGUGCUGAAGAUUUUGGUGUUGGCCAAUUACAAAUAUAUUCCCUCUCUGGAUGACAUCCUGGAGACGACCGCUGUCACACGUCUGCGCAAUCAGCUGCUGGAGGCCGAAUAUUACCAGCUAGCGGUGGAGGUGUCAACAAAGAGCGGCCUCGACCCUGGGGGCGUGUGGCAGGCGUGGGCUCUGGCAUCUCUGAAGGCGGGAAACCUUUCAGGAGCAAGGGAGAAGUUUGCCCGCUGCCUGAAGGCUCCAGUAGACCGAAACCAGCUCAAUCUGGGUCCCCCUCUAUUGCAGGAGAUUGUCAAUCACCUUGAGACCACUGUACGGCCCACUUUCACCACGUCUUACGGUGAAGACAUUUUGGCAUCGCUUCGAGAGCUGGAAGACGCUCUAAACGAGGUGAGUCCAGCAGAGCGACCAGAGGUACCGACUCAGAACAGCUACCUCCACCAGGAGUGUCUCUAUUAUUUGACAACAUAUGGCCCUCACAAUGCUGUCAUCAGCUUCUAUAUGCGCCAUAACUGUGAAACGGAGGCCCUGACAUAUCUUUUAAACAAGGAGUGUCCUGAGGAGGUGUUUCUAGAAGGGGUGUUGCAGCCCUGUCUGGAACGAGGACAUUUAAGCAAGCUGCAGGGCAUUAUGGUAAAACUGGACCCCAGCCUUGACUCGUGCAGCCGCUACCUGAUGGCUUCGUGCCAGUUCCUGCAGCGGAAGGGAUACUAUCACUGUUUGUACCAGCUGCAGAACUUUAUGACGGACCACAUCCGCGCUGCCAUGACCUGCAUUCGAUUCUUCACACACGGAGCCACCUCAUACGUACAGCUGGGAGAGCAGCAGCGCUGGCUGGCCAGAGCCAAAGAACACCUGAAGACGUACCUGCAGGAGCAGCAAGGUCGAGGAGCAGGGAGGAGGAAACCAUCUGUCAACUCUUUUAGAAAGACAAUGUCAUCCAGCGAUGUGUCCAGGCACAUGAAUACAAUCGAAAUCCAGCUGGAAGUGACUCGUUUCCUGCAUCGCUGUGAGACGGCGACGUCCUCCAGUACCCCACAGGCCAGCAAGCCUAUCUCCAAGUCGUUUGGAUCUAGUUCACCACCAACGCUGUUUGGUGGAAGCCCUGUGAAGAUUGAGGUCGCCUGCAAGGUGAUGCUUGGGGGAAAAAACAUAGAGGAAGGGUUUGGCAUUGCUUACAGAGUCAUACAAGACUUUCAGCUGGAGGCCCAGGCUGUCUACAUCCGGGCUGGCCACCGACUUGUCCGACAGAGGCAGUAUGGAGCUGUGAAGCAGCUCCUCAAAUGCGUGGGCGAGUCAGGCACCGCCACCAAGAACGACUGCGAUGCCCUCAUCCUCAGCUGUCUCUCUGUUGCAGAUAAGGGACCUUCUGAUGCCAAGGAACUGGAAAGCCUCAUUAUGGAGAUAAAGAGCAUAGAAACAAAGAUCAAAGCCUACCUGGCGUGCGGUAAACUGAGGCCAGCGUACCUGCUGGCAGUAAAGCUGGACCCCAGCCGGGCGGGCCCGUUGGUCCAGGACGUCCUACAAGCAGCUGAAGGCGCACAUGACUCUGUGAUGCAGAACAUCUGUUGCCAGUGGCUCUCUGAACACAACAAAACCCCUAUGCAGCGUCAGAGCCGACCCACCCCAAGGUAAAGGCACAGCCCUAGUAGCAAAGGAAAAGUGACUGGACUUGAAGAAAAAGGAGCCGCACAAGACGUUUGAGCAUGAAUUUUCAUAUUAUUGGACACACAAAUGAUUUGCACAUUAUGUAUUUGAAACACAGCAACCGUCUCUCCCCCCCACCCCCCAUCAUCUGCUUAUUUAAAUCUCCUAAAACUCCUAAUAGUGCAGCAGUUUUGUCCUAAAACAGUUCUCCACCGGCACCUUGUCUGCUGGCCUGGCACCACUUAAGGGAAAUUCAUCUGACUUCAGCUUCCUGUAGAACCACAAACAAAAUGCUUAGAUUUACUGUAGCAAAUAAGUACUUUCAUUUGAAAAACUAUGGUUCCCCUGCAAAUGAAGAGAACACAUCUGUGCAUCAUGUUGACAUUAUGCAGUAAUUAUGCACUAAUUGUACUUUCUAAUACGAACAUAAAUGAUUGUUGUUGGAUUUACUAACAUUUUACACAAAAUCGUAGUAUCUUUUUCUCACAUGUGAAACAAAAAUAAUCAAAUUUUACAGCUCAAAAAGUGUGCUAGUGAGUUAGCAGGAAAAUUAGAAAGACUCCAGGUUUGACAGAUCUCGAGUGUGCUGACAGUAGACCUUUGUGUCACUCAAGUAGCGCCCCUUCCCUUACAAAAUCUGUGAAUCACCACUGUGCUUUAUGCUGAUUCUGGAAAGACGGCAUCACUUCAGAUCAGUACAAUACCUAAAAAGGGAGGAAUGAAGAUCACUAUGAUGGUGAACACACCCUGUCUUGUGUUGGUGUGUUUGUUUCCUACCUCAGCCUAAAGGGGAAAAAAAAAAAACUUUCAAAAACUGACUUGAGGUCCUUUGAUAAAUGUAACUUGUAUUUUCCUGUUUUGUGUCUUUAAUGUCUCUGUGUGUUUAGUUUUUCCCACUUAUAAUCUAAUGUUCUUGGUCAAAAUGUUACCUAACAGCAGGCAUUGCUUUUUGUUAGUUUUUUGCUGUUGUGAUCCCAGUGUUUUAGUUUACCUGUACAGAACAUGUGGAAGCCAGUUUUCAGUGACUGUUCCUUUUUAAAAGGAUAGUGCAGGAUUUUUCAAGCGAGAUUUUGUGAAAAGGUUAUAAGGGGGUAAUAUCUUACCUGCAGCAGAUCACUUUUGUCGUCUAGAUUAGCUGGACGUGGAGGUUAAAGCUAACAGCUAACCUGAGGGGAAAGCAUCAACGCAGACUUCUACCAUCUUAAAACUACUCCCAUGUCAAAAACCUCGUAAUGGUUAUUUGAACAAUGAUUUAUGGACCUUUAAACUGUUGUCAAAUUUGUAUUUAGUAGUUUACACAGUAUGUGGAGGAAGGAAGCCAACUUCCAUUUCUAGUAAAAAUAAUAAUAUGCUUCACUUUAAAUAACCACCCAAUGCAAAUGGGUUUAUAAAAUAAUGCUUCUUUAAAGGGAUAGUUUACAUCUUGUAAGGUGAUGCUAUAUAAAGUUUUCAGUAAUGGUUACCUUAAUUGCAGUAGACAGAUGUCGCAUUCCAGUGAGUUUGUAGAAAACAUUAUAAAUCAUUAUAAAGAGUUAUUAACUGCAGGUAACAUUUUAAUGGUUUAUAAUCUUUUAACAGAACCUCGCCUUAAAAAUCUCAAACUAUCCUUUUUAAAAGGAGAUGUAAGAUAAUUUAUCUUAAAAAAAAAAGUAAUAAAAUUUCAGGGCAUUCAGACGAUGCCAUGUUUUUAUUGAACAUUCAAAUGUUAAUUGAGAUGCAGGAAGGGAUCAACUUUGUUUAUAAGAUCAGAAACUUUGUUGCUUGGUUUAAGUCAUGGUGUUUUCUUUGUCCUUAUGGCCAACAUGGUCAGUGUUUCAAAUAUCAUUGUAACAUUAUGAAUUAAAAAAAACACACAGAUAAAGUCACAAAACCUUUAAUUUAGUAUUUCUGAAGCUGCCUUUCCAAGUAUGACUUUCAGAGUUACAUUAGUCACAUGUUUAAGGUGGUCAGAUGGUUGUUGUCUCUUUGCCUUGUCUCUCUGCUGUAUUAACCAGGUGACAGCGACAGAUCUUCCUGUAGUACAGAGUAAUUAUUGAUGAUCUAAUUAAAACAUUUUAGAGCUAAAAUGCACUCCAACCCUACUUAACUUUAACUGCUGUGUCCAAUCACUGCCGCACUUUAUACUCAAACAAAUCUUUAGGGAAAAAUUGUGAGAUAUGUAAUGCAGUUGCUGCUUUAAAAAUGCAGGGACUAAUGAUUUUGUAAUUUGCUGUUUGUCAAUUGUGAAAUAAAAUAAAGUUCAAUUUAAUUUG